AUGAAUCCACUACAAACUUCGCAAAACGAUCAAUUAUGGAAACUCGUUGAAAAACAAAAGGUUACAAUAAAGAAUCUACAACUAGAUAAUCAAAAAUUAAUUAGUGUUAGAGAUAAACUUGUAACAAAACUUAAAAACAUUGAUACACUUAAAGUCAGAACCAUAUCAAAUCAAAUACAUCCACAACCUCAACAAGCACAAUCUCAACAAUCACAAAAUGUUAAACAAAAUGACAAUGAUAGUCAACAACAUCGACACCCUCAAUCAAAUUCUUCUAUACAAAUACUUCUUCCCUACCAGCCUAUUCAUAACGAUUCCAUAAGUUCUAUACUUUCGAGUUCUUUCACGAAUUCAGGAACUUCUGUUAAUGCUCUAGCAGGUAACUAUUCCGACCUAGAAUCACCUAAUACUUCUAAUGCUACAGUUAAAGAUGAUAACAACAACAACAAUAAUUCAAAGACACUUAAUGAUGAGCAUGAUUCACUAAUAUUAAAUCCACCAAACGUAAAUAAUAAUCAAAAAUUAGAUGUUUCUUUAAAUGAUAAUACUAUAUCAACUACUUCAAUGUCCACUGGCAAUAAAUCUUCUCCCAGCCCUAUAAUUCCUCCUAAAUCCUCUCAACGUCAAAGUUCAAUCAGAAUUAGUAAUAAUCUUAUUCUAAAUUCCCCUUCUCAAAAACCUGACAGUUUUAAUAAUGAUAAUAACCAUGAAUUCCAAAACGAUAAUAAUUCUCCACAUAACCGUCCUCUUUCACCAUCAAAUUCAAUAAUGUCAGUUAACUCGGCUAAAAGUUAUCACAAUAAUGUUAAUGCUCAAUCUAUUAAUGUUGAAUCAGAUAUUAAUGAUCCCGAUCCACUUGCUAAUAAAAAUCAACUAACUCCGCCGCAUUCUCCCGGACUACCUAGCUCUCCUAAAGCUUUCCUACAUCAUAAUUUAUCAAACACUAGUAUUAAUAGUAUGAAUAAUGAUAAUCCAAAUCCCAGCCACCAAAACAUUUAUCAAAUGAAACAACCCGAUUCUAAUGAAAAUAAUAGAGCUCUUAAAACUAGUAAAUCGUUUGAUCGUUACGAAUCAAAUAAUCAUCGCUUAUUAAAUAAGAAUAGUAACGGCUCAUUAUAUAUUCCUCCCAGAAAUCAAGAAAAUAGUAAUAAUGUGGUCAUAUCUCCUCCUAGUAAUAAAAAUAACACAGAGAAUAGCUCUUCACCUGAACGUGUAAUGCAAACUUCUUUGUUAUUAGGCGAUUCUAUAUCUGGUAUUACUGUUAAAGUGAUUGGAAGUAACAAAAAAAUAAAUGAUAAGGGUAAAGAAGUUUUAGCGUUUGUAAUAGUUGUUGGUAAAUCAAAGGUAGUGGAUGCUGUAGUUGUUGGUAUGGAGAAAGAAUUAUGGAGGAUUGAAAAGUUAUAUUCCGAUUUCUUGGGAUUGGAUAGUAAGUUAAAACAAAAGCAGCUCAAAAGUGUUGUAAAUAAAAUUGGUAAAUUACCCGAUAAAACUCUUUUUCACAAUAAUUCACCAAGUAAAGCUGAUCAAAGAAAGUUGGCUUUGGAACACUAUUUACUACAUGCAAUUUCUUUAAAUUUAAACGAUUCUAAAGAUUUGUAUGAGUUUCUAAGUUCAGAUGUUGUUGAGCCAGAUGACAAAGAUGAUCAGUUACGUGGUCGUAAAGAAGGUUAUCUUACCAAGAAAGGCAAAAGUUUUGGUGGUUGGAAAACUAGAUAUUUUGUUUUAGAUGGUCCACUUUUGGAAUAUUAUGAAAGUAAAGAUGGUAGCCAACUUGGGUUCAUUCGUAUAACAAAUGCACAAAUUGGCAGACAAAGUAAUGUAAAUAACGAUUCAGACAAAGAUAGCGAAAACUCUUACAGACAUGCCUUUCUAAUCUUAGAAUCAAAACUCAAUUCCAAGAAUGCACAAACAAGACAUGUUUUAUGUGCAGAAAGCGAUUCUGAUAGAGACGAGUGGAUAGAAAUAUUACUACAAUAUGUUGGAGUAAAAAGUAUUUCCAAAAUUGAUGCACAACCUAUUUCUCAACUUGAUAGAAAUGAACAAACUGAUAAACUUAUUGCUACUGAUGUUGUUUUACAACAAGCUCAAAAAGAUUUACAAUCAAAAAAUAAUAACAACAGUAACAAUAAUGUUAAUAACAAUAGUAAUAAUACCGGGCAUAAUUUAAUAUCUCCAAGAGAUGAUUCAGAAAAGAUUAAAGGUAGUACACUUGAACCAAAAGAUCCUUUGCCUCUUGGUAAUAGCACAACACAUUUACACAAGCAAUUAAGCCUUAGAAGAGAUCGUCACAAUGAUGAACAUAAAAAAGCAGUAAGAAAAACUUUUUUUGGUAGUAUGUUUGGUAGUAAAGAUGAUAAAAAGAAAUAUCAAGAUCCGAAACCAGAUUCUAAUAAAGUUGUAUUUGGAGUUUCACUUGAUCAGGCUAUUGCCGUCUCAAGAAUAAAAGAAAAUUAUGAGCUACCAGCUGUCGUUUAUCGUUGCAUUGAAUACUUGGAUGCUAAUAAUGCAGCUGAAGAAGAAGGUAUAUAUCGAUUAAAUGGGGCAACUGCCACUAUAAAAAGGUUAAAGGAACGAUUCAAUACAGAGGGCGAUGUUGAUUUAUUGAGUGAAGAAGAAUAUUAUGAUGUGCAUGCAGUGGCUGGCUUGUUGAAACUCUAUCUUAGAGAAUUACCAACCAGUGUAUUAAGCAGAGACUUACAUUUGGAAUUUGUAAACGUUAUUGAUUUACUUGGUAGAAAAGAUCGUAUAAACGAACUUGGUCGACUAGUGUCUGCAUUACCAUUAUCCAACUAUACACUGUUAAGAACAUUGACAGGACAUUUAAUAAGAAUUGUUCAAAAUGCACAAAUCAACAAAAUGACUGCAAGAAACAUUGGAAUAGUUUUUUCGCCUACGCUUGGUAUACCAGCUAGCGUGUUCAGUUUAUUCAUGGCAGAAUUUGACUACAUAUUCUUUACUAAUAGUGAUGGUGUUGCAGCACCAAGAACAAUGGACGCAUCGUCGGAAGAACCUGAUGUUUCAAAGAAUUCUCCAGUCGCACUAUUACCUGUAACAGCUGUUCGUCGUAUUGACAUUCGUGAUGAACUCACAGGUAGAAAUAAUCGCAACAGUGUACAUUACAUGGAUAGUGCACCUGAGAAAGUUGUGGGUUUAGAAAAAAGAAUGACAGAUGAAGAAGAUGUUAAUGAUCUUGCAAUUCAAGCAGAACAAGAAGAAGAUGAUGAUGAUGAUGAAUAUGAUGGUUCAUCUAUAGACGAAACAACAACACAAUCAGUACCAACAUCACCAAGGCUACAUACAACACAACUCCCCACAAUGAAUUCCAUACCAACAUCAAGUGAUUUAACAAAAUCGAACGACACAAUGGAUUCGAUGCCUGGAGUAUUUUCUGAACAUCAAAAACAAGAUUACGAGAAUGAAAAUAUUAGUUUACCAACUACUAUUUUUCAAAGACUUUAG
This is a messenger RNA of Entrophospora sp. SA101, 3459 nucleotides long. The record is from the annotation of a GenBank genome assembly. NCBI's taxonomy places the organism in Eukaryota, Fungi, Glomeromycota, Glomeromycetes, Entrophosporales, Entrophosporaceae.